This is a messenger RNA of Colletes gigas, 1960 nucleotides long. It is a transcript of the gene MED26, whose product is annotated as mediator of RNA polymerase II transcription subunit 26. The transcript is spliced from 4 exons. The record is from RefSeq and is a predicted model, not a curated record. Gene Ontology annotation, molecular function: transcription coregulator activity. Gene Ontology annotation, cellular component: mediator complex; core mediator complex; nucleus. The coding region runs from base 169 to 1764 and encodes 531 amino acids. Gene Ontology annotation, biological process: positive regulation of gene expression; regulation of transcription by RNA polymerase II. Lineage: Eukaryota; Metazoa; Arthropoda; Insecta; Hymenoptera; Colletidae.
CUGCGACUAGGAGGCACUCGGGAGGCAGGGAGGGCAUGCGAGCGGAGCACAGUUCAGUAGUCGCCAUUGCAAGUCCCCCCGUGCUCUCGUAUUCGUGUCACUCGUACGCGUGGAGCCGAUUUUCCGCUAACCUAAUCUCCCCGCGAGGGCCCUGAGUGUGCCCCCCCGAUGCAGAGAUAUUGCAACGAGCUCACCGAAAGAUUGUUGAAAUCUCUUGACAAGGAAUACAAUGUCGUCGAUAUGGGAGCUGUUGUGGAUGUCAUUACGGCCCUGGAAAAGACGACGAUCACCAAGGAGUUGCUCGAGAUUACAAGGCUUGGUAAACACAUUAAUGAACUACGACGAAAGACAAGUAAUGAUGCCCUGGCUAAGCGUGCAAAGGACUUGGUACGCCGGUGGCGGGACAUGGUCCUACCAUCUGCUCAUUCCACACCGCAACCCACACCGGCAGACACAGCACCGCCUGCUCUCAAUGGAGCAAAGCCACACAGCCCUGUGCUAAGAUGCUUCAAACCACAAAGUCCAGCGCUGAGAGGCUUAAAACCUCAGAGCCCACUGUUGAGGGACACUGCUGCUCUUAGAGUGCUUAGCCCAGCUUUGUACGUGCACAACGACAAUUCUCAUUCUCCGAACGCAUCGUCGAACAAGCAGCAGUCAAUCACUACGACCAGCAAUCACAAAACCAGCUCGGAUGUGGCGUCGAUGCUCGGUACGUCGAGCCAAAAUCAUGUGACGGAAGCAGUGCCACGAACUCACAGUUCCAACAAACGUCUGCGAAAAGAGGAACCGACGAUAGAUCACCGUGACUCGGACCCGAUCGCCAACAGUGAGCCGUUCAUAAAAAAGCAACGUUUGAACGGCGAAAACAUAAGUGGUAAUUUAAAUUUGCAAGUGCCUAGCCCGACGUUGAAGGAACGAGUCAGUGAUCGUUUCGCGGAUACGUCGAACGAUCCGGACGAUUCGGGCCCGAAGAAGCGCGGUAGAAAGAAAGGCAGCAAGUCUACGAAGAAGCAACCGAUAUUAGAGGAUCGUGUUAAAGAAAAGCUAGCCAGCAUAUCGAGGAAUCCGAAGCUGAAGACGACUCAAGAGCUGCUAGCCGAUCUCCGUGCACGUGGCACCAAUUCUAGCAUUAAUUCGAGUGCUCUACCUAGUCAAAACGUGGAAUCGCCGAGCGUCGAAGACAUUCUGAGAGGCAGCAACGAGCAAGUAUCGAAGUUACUUCGUUGCUCCCAGAACAACUUGUCCCACAGAAGCACGGUUCCGGAAAGCUUGCCGGAAAGUCGGUUGAAAGUUGCGGGGAACUGCAACGAUCUACCAUCCAAGUAUCAAGACGUGUACAAAGAGAAAUCGGCGACGAAUUUUCAGAAAAGCCAAUCGCAAUCUCAAGAUCUAACGGUCGAGGAGAUACUGGCGAAAUUACCGCCUCUAGAUCCAAGUUCUAUAGAUUGGGGUGAAAACGAGAAUGAGCCGACGGAGGACGAAAAGAAUACAGAGUACCCGCCUAGAGAAAUUAGAACAGAGGACAUAGAAAGGUUACAUACGCAGUGUGUAGAAGGACUGAACGGAAACUUCCAACCAAAACUAUCGUCGUUAACUUCUACGUUAAAGGAGGAGAGGGAGGGAAUGUCAGAGAUCAAUGGUGUAAACAGUGUGUAUAGUCAACAACAACUUGACGAGGAAUUUCGUGAAUGGCAUCAGAUGCUCUCGAGGGCCAGUUACGAUGGUCAAAUCCUUCACAUAUUGCCUUAUGUUAUUAUUGAUUAGUAAUUUUAUUAUCUUAUUCUAUUAUUAUUCCCAAACUUGUGAAGAAUCCCUGCAAAAUAUUAAAGAGAUCGAUCGACGAUCACUCUAUUAAACCAAUUUUGUAUUGCAAUUUACGAUUGCUAUUUAUUUCUUGUAUAUGCUCGUGUUUAUCUACCACCCUUUAUCAUCUUUUAUGAAUUAUUCAUUAUUAUUCAAA